AUGAGAUCGGUGCGACGAGAGUUUCUGUUACCUGGAGGUGGUCACAAAAGAAGAAGGUGGAGUGGACUGGUUGUUCCGAUGGACAAUCAAAGAAGGAAAAACCGGGGGAAGGGGGUCCAGGUCAUGGUGGAUGGAGGCAAGGAACAACAGGUUUGGGUACCGCUGGUUUCUCGAUUUAGGGGUUUAAGGUCGCGGAAGUGGCCGGUAGUUUUCCGAUUUUGUGGCGAUGGUCUUCCGACGAAAACCUAUUGCCGACAAAAGCUAGUUCUCUGUUUCGUUUCUUCUAUAACAUCAACCAACAACGGUCUCGAAGGCACUGACGAUGGAUCUGAAACAUGGGGAUAUGUUGAAGUUCGCCCUCGAGCGCAUAUGUUUUGGUGGUUGUAUUGGAGUCCUAAUAGAGUCGACGAUCCAUCCAAACCAUGGCCUACGAUUCUAUGGCUUCAAGGAGGCCCUGGCGGUUCUGGAGUUGGCUUCGGAAAUUUUGGUGAAAUUGGGCCACUGGAUGUCAACUUGAAGCCACGAAACUCGACAUGGCUUCAGAAGGCAGAUAUAUUGUUUGUGGAUAGCCCAGUCGGGACUGGAUUCAGUUACGUAGAAGAUGACAACUUGUUUGUCACAACCGACAUUGAAGCAGCAACAGAUUUAACUACAUUGUUGAAGACGAUCUACAACAUAAGCCCAAGUCGUCAAAAGAGUCCGGUUUACAUUUUUGCAGAAUCUUAUGGAGGGAAAUUUGCAGUUACCGUUGGACUUUCCAUUUUACAAGCUAUCGAAAAGGGGGAACUCAAGCUUCAACUUGGAGGCGUUGCUUUGGGCGAUAGCUGGAUCUCUCCUGAAGAUUUUGUGCUUUCAUGGGGUCCGUUACUCAAAGAUGUGUCGAGGAUGGAUGACGUUGGUUUGAACAAAUCGAAUAGUUUAGCUCUAAACAUUCAGCAGCAGCUAGCAGACGGACAGUAUGAAGCUGCAACCGGUACAUGGUCCAAACUUGAGGACGUUAUAUCCGCUAGCAGCAACGAUGUGGAUUUCUACAACUUCAUGUUGGACGAUGGAAACGAUCCAUUUGUUAUGAAAACAAAAGCAUGGGGACGAUUAGGAAAACAACGUCAUGCCAAAGCCGACGACGCAGUUGACCUUGAUUCCGUCAUGAAUGGUCCGAUCAGACAAAAGCUCAAGAUUAUUCCCGCAAAUGUUACGUGGGGAGGGCAAGCUCGCAGUGUGUUUUCAGCCAUGGAAGGCGACUUCAUGAGGCCAAGAAUUGCAGAGGUUGAUGAGCUUUUGUCGAAGGACGUAAAUGUGACGGUAUACAACGGUCAGAUCGACCUAAUAUGUGCAACCAAGGGGACAGAAGCAUGGAUCAACAAACUCAAGUGGGAUGGUUUAUCGGCGUACUUGAACUUAGACCGGACUCCGUUGUACUGUGGCAAGGAUGACACGGUGACAAAAGGAUUCAUUAAGUCAUAUAAGAACUUUGCUUUCUAUUGGAUUCUUGGAGCUGGACAUUUUGUUCCCGUGGAUCAACCUUGUGUUUCUCUACAAAUGGUGGGAAGCGUCGUGAAUACACCUAACGCAUGA
Molecule: messenger RNA, 1575 nt
Organism: Cynara cardunculus var. scolymus (artichoke)
Lineage: Eukaryota; Viridiplantae; Streptophyta; Magnoliopsida; Asterales; Asteraceae
Product: serine carboxypeptidase-like 51
Exons: 14
Coding region: 1-1575 (524 amino acids)
Biological process (GO): proteolysis
Molecular function (GO): serine-type carboxypeptidase activity
Source: RefSeq, a predicted model, not a curated record